Messenger RNA from Spodoptera littoralis (African cotton leafworm), 1257 nucleotides. NCBI's taxonomy places the organism in Eukaryota, Metazoa, Arthropoda, Insecta, Lepidoptera, Noctuidae. The record is from the annotation of a GenBank genome assembly.
AUGUAUAGAUCUAUUAAUAAUAUGUAUAGAUUGUAUCAGGACAUUUGCAAAGAAUCCGAAAGGGUAGCAGUUUCAGCAUUUAAGUAUCGUGAAAUAUUUAAUGAUAAAUUUAAUUUGAGUUUUUUUCAUCCAAAAAAGGACUUAUGUAGCAUUUGUUCAAAAUACGAAAAAGCUGACUCGAAAGAAAAUUUAGAAGAAGAAUUUCGGGAGCACAUACAGCGUAAAAAAAUAUGUCAAGCAGAAAAAGAUGCUGACAAAAUUCGGGCUAAUACAGAUCACUCAUUUAUGUCUAUUACUAUGGAUUUACAAGCUGUGUUGCAAAUACCAAGUGGAGGGGAAAGUAUAUUAUACUAUAUGAGGAAGUUAGUAUUGUAUAAUUUUACUAUUUACGAAGCAAAAUUACCAAAUAAUGCAUACUGUCUCUGUUGGAGCGAACUAAAUGGUAAAAAAGGGAGUUCUGAAAUAGGUACGUGCCUCUAUUACUUUUUAUCGAAAGAAUUACCCCAAUCCAUCAAAGAAAUAAAUAUUUUUUCUGACACCUGUAGCGGACAAAACAGGAAUCAGUACAUUUCAGCACUUCUGCUCUGGGCAGUUCAGAAAAUCGAUCAUUUAAAUGUAAUCGAACAGAAAUUCUUAGAAAGUGGCCACACUCACAUGGAGGUGGAUUCCAUGCACGCUGCUAUUGAAUCAGCGUCUAAAAAUAAGACAAUAAGUAGCGUAAGUGAGUGGAAAAACGUUUUUAAAGCAGCUAGAAAGAAGAGAGCUAAAACUAUUACGAAAGAGGAUGUGAAGGAAACAAUAGAGAUUGAUAAUUAUAAAGUGAGAGAAUUUAAAUUUAAUGACAUGUUAGACUUGAAAAAUCUUAGCGCUGCAAUAAUUAGAAACAAAAAUAAAGAUAACUUGAAGGAAACGGUUAACUGGCUUAAAAUAAAAAGGAUUAAGUAUGUGAAAGGAGACUUAAAAUUAUAUUUUAAUUAUGAUAUGUCCGAGAACUUUCGUAGCAUAGAUGUCUGUAAAACGGCCGUUAAUACACCAAAAACUAGAGCUAAAAGAAAUUCUAACCCGCCUUCAGUUAAUGUACAAUUACCAAAUGAAAUAGAGCAUUUAUAUCCCACUCAAUUACCAAUUAGCCUUGCUAAAAAAAAGGAUCUCCUCAAUAUGUGCGAAAAACUUAUCAUACCAGAGGAACUUCAUGCAUGGAUACGUGGUAUGAAGACGUACACCAAACCUACAGCUUUCGAAAGUGAUGAAGAGUGA